This is a messenger RNA of Micromonas pusilla CCMP1545, 348 nucleotides long. RefSeq lists its product as uncharacterized. Gene Ontology annotation, biological process: RNA processing. The annotation marks the transcript as partial. NCBI's taxonomy places the organism in Eukaryota, Viridiplantae, Chlorophyta, Mamiellophyceae, Mamiellales, Mamiellaceae. The transcript has 2 exons. The record is from RefSeq and is a predicted model, not a curated record. Gene Ontology annotation, molecular function: ribonuclease III activity.
GCGUUCUUAGGCGACGCGGUCUGGGAGCUGUACGUGCGGCGGCUCUUCUUCGCGCCGCCGACGCGGCCGCGGACGUACGACCUCAAGUGCAAGCGCGCGGUCAGAGCGGAGGCGCAGGACGUCGUGCUGAGGAAACUGGUCGACCGCGGGUUCUUCACCGACGAGGAAAUGAAGGUCGUGAAGUGGGGCAGGAACGCGUCGUACGGCAACGUCCCGACGCGUCUUCGAGGAAAGAACGGAAAAGGCGGGUUCGCGACGUACCGAAACGCCUCCGCGUUGGAGUGCGUUGUCGGGUACCUGUACAUGACCGACUCGGCGAGGUUGGAGACGAUGAUGGCGACGCUUGGG